This is a messenger RNA of Trypanosoma brucei brucei TREU927, 330 nucleotides long. Its product is annotated as (H+)-ATPase G subunit, putative. The coding region runs from base 1 to 330 and encodes 109 amino acids. Gene Ontology annotation, cellular component: vacuolar proton-transporting V-type ATPase complex. The record is from RefSeq and is a predicted model, not a curated record. The transcript has a single exon. Gene Ontology annotation, molecular function: proton-transporting ATPase activity, rotational mechanism. Gene Ontology annotation, biological process: proton transmembrane transport. NCBI's taxonomy places the organism in Eukaryota, Euglenozoa, Kinetoplastea, Trypanosomatida, Trypanosomatidae.
AUGCCUCCCAAGUAUGACAAUGUCCAGCGGCUCCUCGAUGCUGAAAGAAGGCGGAAUGAAGUUAUUGCCAAUGCGAAAGCUCAGAAGCAGGCGAAGGUGAAGCAGGCUAAAGUUGAUGCCGAACGCGAAGUUGCUGCUUUCCACGCGGAGAAGGAACGCGAAUAUGAAGCAUACCGCCAGCAGCAGGAGGCACUUACCGAGAAAGAAAAGGAACAAUUGCGAUCUGAUACGGAUGUCUGGUUACAACAGCUCAACGCCAUGGCGGCCAAUCGCAUGCAGGCGGUUGAAACUAUGAUGACUGGUUUGAUACUGCGAUGUCAGGACAACUGA